AUGGCCAUGAGCCAUUCCUCUGUUCGCAAUGCACGACCUACUCAGGUUGCAUAUCAACCUCGGUCAAACGAAACUUUAACUGAGCAUAUAAGGACACGGAGGAGUAAUGCUAGAUCUUUGGAAAAGUCGACCAUAAAUAGCCAUAGCCAUCGGAACCGUACUUCAGCAUUAGGUCUUCCUCCUGCACCAACGUUUUAUCCUAGCGAUGAAGAAUUUAAAGACGCUAUUCAUUAUAUUCAAAAAAUUACCCCAAUUGCAAAGGAUUUUGGAAUUGUUAAAAUAGUACCGCCUAGCGGUUGGAAACCAACGUUUGAGUUGGACAUGGAUAAAUUUAGUUUUCGUGCACGACGCCAAGAUUUACGCAUGAUGGAUUUAGAGUUUCGAGAAGCUGCCGCAUAUGAUGAACGCAUAUUUAGGUAUUUUUGCAACAAAAAUAUUGGGCUUCCUCAAACCUUUAUAGUCAGCAACACAUCAGUGGAUCUAUAUCAAAUACGACGAUCUCUGGAACUUUUAGGAUUCUCAAAAGGAGAAACAAUUCCGAAAGAAUGUUGGAAAGAGAUACUAGUGUCUAUGAAUUUACCAGACACAUCAGCGACUGAAAAGGAAAUUCAGAGUAUCUACUCAAAGUAUAUUGCUCCUUUUGAAGCGUACAUUUCUACACUUUCUUCUGAUGUGAAUAAAUACCAACCUCUUUUCACAAAAGUGGAAGAUCAAGAGUUACUGGAUAUUGAUAAGUCGUCAAGGAAACAAAAAACUGAAGCUUCUUCAUCCAACGGAAUUUUAGAUUUGGAUUCAGAGAAGGCUAAUGCUCAUAAGCAAGAAAAUACUAUAAAUAGAAGUACAAGAAAAAGGCGUGCAAAAUUUUGUGAAAGCUGUCAAAAAAAAAUUGAUUUUUCUGUUGAAUGCCUUGGUAAAGAAUCGUACUGUACAGAAUGCAUAUUGACGCCUCAUGUGUUUGGUUUUGAAAUGGGUGAUAAAUAUACCCUUUCUGAAUUUGAAAGGAAAUGCGAUGAUUUCAAGACCGAGUAUUUUUCAAAGUUUGACUCUCAAACGCCUAUCACUGAUGAACUUGUGGAGGCAGAAUACUGGAAGUUAGUGAAAAGUAAAGAAGAAGCCUACGAAGUUGAAUAUGGUGCUGAUUUAUCAACUAUGGACAAAGGUAGUGCCUUUCCACACUGGCGGAAGAAACCAAAAAACCCGUACUCGAGAGAUCCAUGGAAUCUGAAUGUACUGGCUUCUUCUGAUGGCUCUUUGCUUCGUUUUGUUGAAAAUGCUGUUUCUGGAAUUACUUCCCCUUGGCUAUAUAUUGGAAUGUGUUUUUCGACGUUUUGUUGGCAUGUUGAAGAUAAUUAUACUUAUUCAGCAAACUAUCAGCAUUCAGGGGAAACAAAACUUUGGUAUGGCAUUCCGGGUAAUUAUGCUUCUAAAUUUGAGGAAGCUGCUCGUCACAUAGCACCCGAUUUAGCAAACUCCCAGCCGGAUUUAUUAUAUCAGCUUGCUGCUAUGGUCAAUCCUAAAGAGUUGACUAAAAGAGGAGUUAAGGUAUAUUACGUUGAUCAAGCUCCCAAUGAGUUUGUCAUCACCCUUCCAAAAUGCUUUCAUGGUGGUAUCAAUCUUGGGUUUAACAUUAAUGAGGCGGUUAACUUUGCCCCAAAAAACUGGCUUUUAGAUGGUUAUUCUUUGGAAGGGGCUCUCAAAUAUCGAAGUAUACUUAAACCGACAGUACUUUCUCAUGAUCGACUAUUAUAUAAACUUGCUACAAAAAAUUUUAAUUUGGUAACAUAUGAAGAAAUUCUACCAUGUCUUCGUGAAGCCGUUGAGAGAGAACAAAGCGAACGUAGUUCCCUCAGAGAACAAUAUCAUCUGAAGGAAGCGUUGGUUCGCGAACUACUGAAGACUGACGAGCAAUGGCAAUGUGCAUAUUGCAACGCAUAUUCCUACUUUUCAAAGAUUGUCUGCCUGUGUACACCUUUGGUUGCUUGUACAAAGCAUAUUGAAAAACUUUGUGAUUGCAAACCUGAAAAGAAGACUUUACAGCUUCGUAUACGUGAUACGGAAUUGCUUAAUUUGUUGAACUUGAAGCGUUCAAAUACUUCUUAA
This is a messenger RNA of Schizosaccharomyces cryophilus OY26, 2100 nucleotides long. Its product is annotated as histone demethylase Jmj2. Gene Ontology annotation, biological process: chromatin remodeling. NCBI's taxonomy places the organism in Eukaryota, Fungi, Ascomycota, Schizosaccharomycetes, Schizosaccharomycetales, Schizosaccharomycetaceae. Bases 1 to 2100 code for a protein of 699 amino acids. Gene Ontology annotation, molecular function: DNA binding; histone demethylase activity. The record is from RefSeq and is a predicted model, not a curated record. The transcript has a single exon. Gene Ontology annotation, cellular component: nucleus.